CUGCGGCUCCAAAACCCUGAGCGAACUGUGGCGGGGGCUCCGAAACUCGGAAGAUCAAGCUCGCGCAUCUUUCCUAGCCCAUCCUUUGUAGCGCAGGGAAUCCCCCUCCGGUUAGUGUCCGGUGACGAGGAGAGGGUCUGCGGGCGCCCCCUUCUCGGCGACUCGGGGCCGUGCGUCUUUUCCAUUCCAGAGGCAGAUAGAGACAUCGGCAUCUACCAGUAUUAUGACAAGAAAGAUCCACCAGCGACAGAGCAUGGUAACUUGGAGGAAAAGCAGAAACUAGCAGAAUCACGAGAUUAUCCUUGGACGCUCAAAAAUAGACGCCCAGAAAAACUUCGAGACUCACUCAAGGAGUUGGAGGAACUGAUGCAAAACAGUCAAUGUGUGCUGAGCAAAUGGAAGAACAAAUAUGUCUGUCAGCUCCUCUUUGGUUCAGGUGUGCUGGUGUCGCUAAGCCUUUCUGGGCCACAGCUGGAGAAAGUGAUGAUUGACAGAAGCCUAGUGGGGAAGCUCAUCUCAGACACAAUCAGUGAUGCUCUUCUUACAGACAAUUUCAUCCUUUUAUCAUUUUUGGCACAAAAUAAACUAUGUUUUAUUCAGUUUACUAAGAAGAUGGAUUCUCCUGAUGUGAACAGAAGACUAGAAAAACUAUCAACCUUGGAUUACAAGAUUUCCUAUUAUGAAAUACCUGGCCCAGUAAAUAGAACAACAGAACGUCGUCUAGCUAUCAAUUGCAUUCAGGAUAUAGUUGUUUGUUGGUGGCCACUGGUCAGUGAUGAUGGUUGGCCGUGGGCCCCAAUUUCUUCUGAGAAGGAAAGAGCCAAUCUGCUGCUGCUGGGUUAUGCUCAAGGAAAACUGGAGGUUCUGAGUUCUAUUCGCACAGAAUGGGAUCCACUGGAUGUUUGCUUUGGUGCCAGACAGCCUUAUCAGGUGUUCACAGUGGAACAUACCAUCAGUGUAGACAAAGAACCCAUGGCUGACAGCUGUAUCUAUGAAUGUGUUCGGAACAAAAUCCAUUGUGUAUCAGUCACCAGAAUACCACUAAGAUCAAAAGCCAUCAGCUGCUGCAGAAAUGUUGCUGAAGACAAACUGAUUCUGGGCUGUGAAGAUUCUUCAAUAGUUCUUUAUGAAGCUCACCGCAGAGUGACUCUCUUGGCCCAGGCUGAACUUUUGCCUUCAUUAAUAAGCUGCCACCCAAGUGGUGCUAUUCUGCUUGUUGGCAGCAACCAAGGGGAGCUGCAAAUUUUUGAUAUGGCUCUGUCCUCUAUUAAUAUCCAGCUCUUAGCUGAAGACCGCUUACCCAAGGAGACUCUUCAAUUCAGUAAAUUCUUUGAUAUUUCCAGCAGUCUUGUUCAAAUGAAGUGGAUAGCUCCUCCAGUUGUUUCCCAGAAGCCUGAAAGUAAGGACAUCUAUGAUCGCCUCUUCCUCAUGUUUGACAGAGGACCUUUAGGUGUGCUUUUGUUUAAACUUGGUAUCCUCACUCAAGGACAGCUUGGCCCAGUAGACAUCAUCUUCCAGUACAUUCACUAUGAUGAGAUUUAUGAGGCGAUAAACAUCCUGAGCAGCAUGAACUGGGACAGUCUGGGCCAGCAGUGCUUUAUCAGCAUGACUGCCAUUGUGAACUAUCUUCUUAGGCAAAGGCUCACUCCAGAGAGAGAAGCACAGCUUGAGGCAAGCCUUGGAACCUUCUAUGCUCCGUCAAGACCACUGCUGGAUACAACUAUUUUGGAAUAUAGAGACCAGAUCAGCAAAUAUGCAAGGAGAUUUUUCCACCACUUGCUCAGGUACCAAAGGUUUGAAAAGGCAUUUCUCCUAGCUGUUGACAUUGGUGCUCGAGACCUGUUUAUGGAUAUCCAUUACCUUGCCCUAGAUAAGGGUGAAUUGGCACUAGCUGAAGUGGCAAGGAAAAAAGCGAGUGACAUUGAUGAAGAAUCAAUAACCUCUGGAGUUGGAGAAAUGAGAGAAGAUUACAGAAGACAGGACAUAGGAAAUGGCAGUUCUCUCAGAACGGUGCACUUUGGUUUGGUGUAAAUAAUAAGAUUUUUCUAGCUACAAAAAGAAAGCUGCUUUUUUCACAUCUAACUUUUUUGUGACUUGAUUCAAUUGAAAUCUCCCUGUAUAGAUUUUUAUAAAGGGGACUAUAGUAUGCAGCAUAGUAUAACAAUAGCAAAGUCAACCUAAAUAAAAACUUUUGCCUACUUA
Heterocephalus glaber (naked mole-rat) is the source of this 2202-nucleotide messenger RNA. It is a transcript of the gene Wdpcp, whose product is annotated as WD repeat containing planar cell polarity effector. The record is from RefSeq and is a predicted model, not a curated record. Gene Ontology annotation, biological process: establishment of protein localization; cilium organization; nervous system development. Gene Ontology annotation, molecular function: protein binding. Gene Ontology annotation, cellular component: axonemal basal plate. Lineage: Eukaryota; Metazoa; Chordata; Mammalia; Rodentia; Bathyergidae.